This is a messenger RNA of Bradysia coprophila, 1600 nucleotides long. Its product is annotated as putative beta-eliminating lyase. Gene Ontology annotation, biological process: aromatic amino acid metabolic process. The record is from RefSeq and is a predicted model, not a curated record. Gene Ontology annotation, molecular function: carbon-carbon lyase activity. Lineage: Eukaryota; Metazoa; Arthropoda; Insecta; Diptera; Sciaridae.
AGCAGUUCGUUUGAAUUAACAUCUAUACUGCUCACCAAUGUAAAUUCAAACUUGGAAUAAAUAACUUCAAUCUAAAGCUUGGAAAGUAGGUCCAAGAUCAGCCGCGGUAUACUAAACCCCAAAUCUGAGGCACUAGACCACGAAACUUUGAUUAAAUUAUCGACACAAGAUUUACAACCAUGGAGUUACCUUGGGCAGAGCCAUAUAAAAUAAAAAUGGUGGGAGAAAUUUUUAUGUCUACCCGAGCACAGCGCGAACAAUGGAUAGAGGAUGGAGGCUACAAUCUAUUUAAUCUGUCUAGUGAUCACGUUUACAUAGAUUUGCUGUCUGAUAGUGGCACAGGUUCCAUGUCUGAUAAACAAUGGGCGGAAAUAAUGUUAGGCGACGAAAGUUAUGCAGGCUCUCAGUCUUAUUUAAAACUAAGAGAAGUGGUACGAAACACUUUUGGAUUUCACUAUUUUCUUCCCACACACCAAGGGCGCGCAUCUGAAAAUGUAUUGUUUAGCGUUUUAGUGAAGGCCAAGAAUGUGGUUCCAGGUAAUUCCCAUUUUGACACGACAAAGGGACACAUUGAAUUCCGGAAUGCGCAUGCAGUGGAUUGCACAAUCUCCGAGGCUUUUGACAUCGACAAUUUACAUCCAUUUAAAGGGAAUAUUGACUUGGCGAAAUUGGAGGAAGUGUACAAAGCGCAUCCGAAAGAGAAUAUUCCAUUUUGUUUGAUCACAGUGACGUGUAACUCUUCCGGUGGACAACCGGUUUCAAUGGAAAAUAUCAAAGCGGUAAAGGCUCUGUCACGUAAGUACGACAUUCCGGUGUUUGUUGAUGCGUCUCGAUUUGCCGAAAAUGCUUAUUUUAUAAAAGAACGCGAAGAAGGUUAUCAACAAAAAAGUAUCAAAGAAAUCGUCAAAGAAAUGUUUUCCUAUGGCGAUGGAUUUACUAUGUCGGCGAAAAAAGACGGAUUGGUUAACAUCGGUGGCCUUUUGGGAAUGCGUGACGAGUCUUUGUACCGCUCCUGUGAGUCUAUGUGUAUUUUCUACGAAGGAUUCACGACCUACGGUGGAUUAGCUGGUCGUGACUUAGCAGCUUUAGCGCAGGGCCUGUUGGAAUGCACAGAGUUCACCUAUUUGAACGCACGCAUCAAUCAAGUUGAAUAUUUAGGUAAAAAACUCAUAGAAUUUGGAAUCCCAAUCCAAAAGCCAAUUGGUGGCCAUGCCAUUUAUGUGGAUGCUUUGUCCUUUUUACCAAACGUACCUCGAGAAGAAUAUCCGGCACAAACAUUAGCAAUCGAACUAUACAAGGAAGCUGGCGUUCGCGGGUGUGAGAUGGGAACUUUAUUGGCAGAUCGUGAUCCGGAUACGCGUUUGAACCGUUACCCUGCACUGGAAUUAUUCCGUUUGGCAAUUCCGAGACGAACUUACUCGUACAAGCAUUUAGAUUAUGUGGCGGUAGCGUUGAAAAAUGUUUACGAUCGACGAAACAACAUCAAUUCCGGAUUGGAAAUCGUUUGGGAAUCAGAAAUUCUGCGACAUUUUACUGUCUUGUUUAAACAAAAGAAAUAAAUUGUUACAGACACUGUCGUGAAAAUUUUCAUUUUCUUUUU